AUGGACGAUCAGAUAUUGCCCAACAUUGGCUAUCCCAUUAGAGUUAUAAUACCUAUUGUCUAUUUUUUCAUCACUAUUAUUGCUGUAAUCGGUAAUAUAAUCAAUUUUUAUUCAUUGUGUGUUAAUGGAGACCGAUAUGGUCGAAAAAGUCUUCACUUGUUAAUAUGGAAUGUGACAGUUUCCGAUGGAAUAUGGGUCGGGAUAUUUUUUGUUGUUAAAAUGGUAUCAUAUGCUAAUUUAAGUGCUGGAUGGUUAAAUAAUUCAUGGUGUAAAGCUGAAUAUUAUAUUUUACGUUCAAUGGAUUUUCUUCUCGCUUAUACAAUUGUUUUUAUGUGUAUCGAUCGAUGUGUACGACGUAAAACAUGCUGGUAUGGUAUACGUCGAUUUAAAAGUGGCCUGUGUAUUGUUCUCGCAUUAUGGUUAGCCGUAUGUUAUGCUUUAAUACCAAUAUUAUUUUUUAAUCAAGAAUUAAAAGAUUUAAACUAUGGCGCAUAUGAAUGUCAGACAAACGCAACAACCCUCAAUCAAUUGACUUGGCUCAACUUACAAUCAAUACAAACACCAACACAAACCAUUUAUAUUCUUGAUUUUAUGUUUGGCAAUGGUUUACCAGUAUUUUUAAUGAUUGUAUUUCUAUUUUUAAGAUUAAUUUGCCAUCGAAAACGAUCAAGCGCAAAUAUGGAUAUGGAUGCGUAUAAACAACUAAAUUUUAGUCUAUACGAUGAUGAACAUCCUAAUUUAUCAAAAAUGGUCGUUUUCUAUGUUCUUAUCUAUAUCCUCUGUCAAUUACCGUAUUACAUUUAUCGUCUCGUUCGUAUUUAUCAACCAUAUAUCGAUGAAAAUUUGAAAAAUAUAAACAUUUUUUAUGCGAUCGAUAUCCCACUCAUUGCAUUGAGACUCAUUAACCGCGCUAUUAAUCCAUGGUUAGCUUUCUUUUUCAUGAGACAAUUGCGUGAUUCAUCUCGACAUUUUUGUUCAUUUUGGUGUUUUGGUUUUAUACCAGGAUGUCCAAAUCGAUGGAGUUGUUUAAAAGAUUGCACAUCGUGUGUAAAAGAUGAAUGGCACGAUUUAACAGCAAAUAAUCAAAUGGUCAGAGAAAUAAGACCAACAGGUAAUACAAUGAAAAAAGAAUAUUUAGAUGAAAAUGGUAAACGUGUAAGACAGACAUACGAAGAAUAUGUCAGACAUUAUCAUCGACCGAAAACACAUUUUUCUGAUGCAAAUCCCGCCCUAUUACUUGGUGGAAAAUCGGUACCAGAAAAUUUUGGUUAUACAAAUCAAGCGUAUUCAACAACAAAAACAUAUGUACCACAUGCAAAUGAACCAAGAACUGAACUUUAA
Molecule: messenger RNA, 1341 nt
Organism: Didymodactylos carnosus
Lineage: Eukaryota; Metazoa; Rotifera; Eurotatoria; Philodinida; Philodinidae
Source: the annotation of a GenBank genome assembly